CAGUAUUUAUUUAUUUAUUUCUUGUAAUAGAACGCACCCACCGGAUUAAGUUCCUUGUUAUUCUGGCCCAAAGUUUCCAUCUUUUACCUCACUUCUUUCUUCUUUUCUAUUUUUCUUUUUCGAAUCUUCUGCUAUCUUUCCAACCCUAAGUAACAUCUGUUUUCAUUAUUUCCCCUUUUUAUUUUAUUAUUUAGAUAUUAUUAUUUAUGUUCAUUUAAUUUUAAUUCUUUAAAUUUCGACUGCGACACCGGAGACGGUAGACUGAAACUUUGAACGUCGUCGUUUUUUUCUUCAAAGAAGGAAACAAAUUCAUGUGGUUUUGUUUGAUAUUAGUUAAGUAAAAGGAAAUGGGUUUCGCUGUAUCCGAUGAAUUGUUGGGAACUGUGGUUCCGAUUGUUGUGUAUUGGAUUUAUUCAGGAAUGUAUAUGUGUUUGGGGUCGUUUGAGAAUUAUAGAUUGCAUUCUAAGUCAGACGAGGAAGAGAAGAAUUUGGUCUCCAAACUAACUGUCGUUAAAGGCGUUCUUUUCCAGCAACUUCUUCAGGCUGCUGUCGCCAUCCUUUUGUUCACGGUCACAGGGGGUCAUGCUGGGGCUUCUUCUCAGCAGCCAUCUUCGUUUAUUGUUCUGGCUAGCCAGUUCGUUACAGCAAUGUUGGUUAUGGACACUUGGCAAUACUUUUUGCAUAGAUACUUCCACGAGAACAAGUUCUUAUAUCGGCACCUCCACUCUCGGCAUCACCGUCUUGUUGUUCCCUACGCAUUUGGAGCUUUGUACAAUCAUCCAUUAGAGGGGCUUCUCCUUGACACAGUAGGUGGAGCCUUAUCGUUUAUGCUCUCUGGCAUGUGUCCUCGGACCUCCAUCUAUUUCUUCUCUUUUGCCACCAUCAAAACAGUGGACGACCAUUGUGGGCUAAUGCUUCCUGGAAACCCACUUCAUAUUUUCUUUAGAAACAAUUCUGCAUAUCAUGAUGUCCACCAUCAGCUUUAUGGUAGCAAAUACAACUUCUCCCAACCAUUCUUCGUGAUGUGGGAUAGAAUUCUGGGGACAUGUAUGCCAUAUUCACUUGAGAAGAGAGCAGAAGGGGGCUUCGAAGCACGCCCAACUAAAGAGUUCAAAGAGGACUAAUAACUAGAUUGUGAGCAUAACAGUAUUUUUCUUUCUUUUAUUCAUCAUCAAUGAAACUACAGUCACCAUUUUGUUCUUGUGCUCUGCACUUCUAAUAUAUUUUUGUUUAUAGAAGUAAUAAUGAGAACCAUUAAUUAGUUAGAUCAGAUAAUUUGUUCAUUUAUGUCGUGUAUUGUACUUUUUUUUCAUCUGUCGUGUAAUAUACAUAUUAUAUAGAUUAUUGUACUAAAAGUUCCAGUACGAAUGUAAUACUCUCAUCUUUACCAUUUCAAA
Gossypium raimondii (Peruvian cotton) is the source of this 1397-nucleotide messenger RNA. Its product is annotated as sphinganine C4-monooxygenase 1. The transcript is spliced from 2 exons. The record is from RefSeq and is a predicted model, not a curated record. Gene Ontology annotation, molecular function: iron ion binding; oxidoreductase activity. The coding region runs from base 348 to 1124 and encodes 258 amino acids. NCBI's taxonomy places the organism in Eukaryota, Viridiplantae, Streptophyta, Magnoliopsida, Malvales, Malvaceae. Gene Ontology annotation, biological process: lipid biosynthetic process.